Messenger RNA from Phoenix dactylifera (date palm), 3233 nucleotides. RefSeq names its product Tetratricopeptide repeat (TPR)-like superfamily protein (gene TPR9). NCBI's taxonomy places the organism in Eukaryota, Viridiplantae, Streptophyta, Magnoliopsida, Arecales, Arecaceae. Gene Ontology annotation, molecular function: protein binding. The record is from RefSeq and is a predicted model, not a curated record.
CCUUCGGCCACGUCUGCACCUUUUGCACUGAGCUUAGGCCUUAGGGUUUUAGGGAGGUGUAGUAUAAUCCUCCAUUGGAAAUUCUGGAGAUUAGGGUUUGCUUUUCUAAAGGGGUCUCUCCUGUCGAGCACUUUGAGUAGAAAUUCCGGGCAUGGAGCGGCUGAAAUCUCUGAUUCCGAACGACCUCAAGCGGAUGAUCGGCGAGAGCACGACGGAAAACCUCACGAGCACUUGCUCUUCCCUUCUUGAAUUCUUCCGCCCUUUGCCUCAAUUUCAGCAUGUUAUUAAGGAGCUAACUGACCCGGAAAUGGCACUGUGUCGGAAAAGCAAGGCUGCAGCUCUGGAUUCGAAACAGAAAGGAAACGAGUGCUUCUCGAAAGGGGAUUAUGUGAAAGCUUUAAGCUAUUAUUCUCAGGCAUUACGGUAUGCACCAUUGAAUUAUGAUGAUAUAGAUGUGAACUUGGCAGCAACACUCUAUGUUAACCGUGCAUCCUCCAUGCAUAAAUUGGGCCUUUUGGAAGAGUGCAUACAUGACUGUAACAGAGCUAUUGCACUUUCUCCUGGUUAUGUUAAGGCAUGGUAUAGGAGAGGAAAGGCAAAUGCUUCAUUAAAAUGCUAUGAAGUUGCGAUACCUGAUUUAGAAGUUGCCUUUAGCAUGGAAGACACUUUGCCUAGGAAGAACCAUAUAAAAGAAGAGCUAAAGAUGGUACUAAGCAAAUUAAAUAGCACAAAAGGGGCAAGCAUCUCAACUAAUAAUAACAAAAAUGAGAAAUUGGCUGCUUCAGCUGAAUCGUACCAUAUUGCACUACAAUGUGUCUUCAUACCAUCUAAAGGCAGAGGAAUGACUUCCGCAGAUGACAUCCCUCCAGCUUCAUUGCUUCAUACUGAAGAACCACUUGCUGCGAUUGUGAUGAAGUCUUGCCGGGAGACUCAUUGCCAUUUUUGCUUCAGCGAAGUUCCAGCAGACGUCUUAUUCUGUCAUUCAUGUACGAUACCAAUUUACUGCUCUCAGCAUUGCCAGGAACAAGCGGGAGGGCAGCAGUUUUUGAGGAAUGAAGGCAGUUUCACUGUACAAAAGUGUCUAUCAGCAGAACUUGAAAAACAUGUAAUGAAUGCCAGCUUGGCAAACCAAGUCAGUUGCGCCGCAGCAGAUAUGAACAUUAAGAAAAAUCCUGAACACAGACAUGAAUGUGGAGGUGCACAUUGGUCUGCUGUUUUGCCCCAUGACGUCGUUUUGGCUGGACGAGUAAUGUCUAAGUAUAUAGAAAAGAAGUCUUCUGGGAAGAUUUCUAAUCCCCUGGAAACUUUGGAGUUCGCCCACAAUUACUGUCAGAUUCCUUUGGCUAAUAAAUUGGAGUUGCAUAUAUAUGCAACUGUCCUUUCGUAUUGUCUCCAGAAUUAUUAUGGUUCAGAUUUCCCAUCCAUUGGGGCUUCUGUAUCACAGUUGGUUCUGCUGAUUUCCCAAGUCAAGGUGAAUUCUAUGGCAGUUGUCCAUAUGAAUUCGUUAGAUGGACAUGAGGCACUGAAGAAGCCACUGAAGCUCUCCACAAUAGAAAAUGCUUUUACCUGCAAUACAGAACAGGCGAGAGUAGGUCAAGCUAUCUAUUCAACUGGAAGCUUGUUUAAUCACUCCUGCCAGCCAAAUAUUCAUGCUUAUUUUCUUGCGCGGAUGCUUUUAAUACGUUCAACAGAAUUUGUGCCAGCAUGGAAUCCACUUGAGCUAUCUUAUGGUCCCCAGGUUGGGCAAUUGGAUCUUCAAGGCAGGCAGAAUUUACUUGAAGAGCAAUACUCAUUUAAAUGCCAGUGCUCAAGUUGUUCAGAGUUGAACUUGUCAGACCUUAUUAUAAAUGCCUUUCGGUGUUCUCAUCCUGGCUGUCUAGGUGUGGUCUCACAUGUGGCUCAUUACAAAAAGAUUGAGGACGAUCUUUUGCAAGUUUCUGGUCCAUCUUAUAGCUGCAAACUCUCUUUGCCUUUUUCAAAGCAUAAAAUGGACAUCAGCAAGGUGGCACACAUGUUGCUUAAAGACAAAGGUGUCACGUGUGAUAUUUAUCCAGGAUAUUGCUUGAGUUGUGGCUUUUAUCGUGAUUUGAAAUCCUCAGUUACUGCUUCUAACAGCGCCAUGUUAAACAUCCAAAGGUUGAGGGAUUCUUUAAAUUCAAAAGAAGUUCCAGAAAUUUCAAUCUCAGAUGCCUUGGAAUCCUUAAGUCACCUUAAAUUGAUUUGGCAUCCAUAUAGCAAAGUUGUUGCAGAGGCUGAAGACAAUAUUGCAGAAGCCUAUGUUAGGAUUGGAGAUUUUGAACGUGCAAUGAAUCACUGCAUAGCAUCGAUAGAGAUCCUCAACAAGCUUUAUCAUGCCGAACAUAUUGUCAUCGGCCAUGAGUUGAUGAAGCUUACCUCCAUUCAGCUGUCCUUGGAUGAUCAUGCUGCUGCUCGUAGCAGCAUUAAACGAGCUGAAGCAAUAUUUUCACUUUAUUAUGGAUCUCACGUGACCAAAAUAUUUCCAUAUAUAGAAGCACUUAAGAGAGAGGCUGGAAGCCUUGCUUGUUGAGAAGGCCCACUCAAUUUAAGCAUUCAUGCUGGUCGCAUGAGAUUUGAGUCAGUGCAGCAAGACUUUUGUUUUGUUACAUCAGAUCAAGCAAGUGCUUGCAGGUUUGAACGUGUAGGAGUCCCAGGGUGCUCAUCAAGCUGCCAGUGUUGUAGAGCAGGCCUUGCUCACAUGCCUAUACUAAGUGAAGCUGUUUAGGCAUGUAAAAUUGGCAUCACAACUCUUCAAACCUGUAUGCAUGGUCAAAUGUAAAGGAAAAAUAUCUUUCAUAUCAAAAAAAAGGAAGGGUGGCAUCAUGUUGGAUUUUGUCUACUCAACAAUCGAAGUAGAGCGAGUGCAAUUAAAGAGGUUUAUGGCAAAAUAAUCCAGGACCGAGGCUGACUGCGAUACUUGGAGGCACUCGAUUGGGCUCUUACUGAAAGCUGUGCGGUAAAUUAACUGUAUGAUGGCUGAAAGGCUUGGAUUUGCGAGAUGUCAAAAUCUUUUCUAUUAUGGUGAGAAAUGCCUUCAGCGUCUCAACGUUUGACUACUUGAUCUGUACUCCAAAGUCUUGUUGCUACCCGAACAGAUAUUGCUUGUGAGAACUUUUCCGGAUGUCCGAGUUUCUGAUUUAAUUAGUGGACUUGAUGGAAUUUUUAUAUAAUGGCUGUACUUAAUUAGUAACAAACAUGAUUCGAUAUUUUUGCAA